AUGCUCAAUCUGGCGACUGCACUGACAUCCACCAUGCCGGCGACUAUGCCGCCGGCCAACGAGGCUCCGGUCAUGGACCCGCCAACCGAUGCGAUGGACAGUGACCAAGAUGCAGAGGGAGAAGAGGAAACAGAUUUCUAUCACAUGGAUCAACAACUUCAGAAUGCGGUUCAUCGCGCCUAUUCGGGAGAGGCAGCGGGUGAAGGUACAAAAGUCGACGACGAUAGGGAUGCGGAAGGCGAACCAGAUAUUGAAGCAGUCAUGGAUGGCGAUAACGAUGAGACGGAACCCGUUGGCGCCGUGAAACUGCCUGAUGAGGCCGCCCAAUCUUCUGAUAAUGACGAGGAUGUCGACGCUGAGGCCGAAGCCGAUCCAGCGUUUGAACAUCAGAGUGGUAGUGAUAAUGACGGAUCUGAAUCCAGCAGUCAAGCUUCAGACGAAGAGUGGGAAGCAGAAAGCAACGGUCAUGAGGAUGCGGAGGCGGAAAUCCCAUCUCGCAGUAAUUGCAUAUUCUGUGGCCAAGAUGAAGACCAUGAUCCUAGCGAAGAGUAUGAAGAGUAUCUAACCUGCACAGUUUGCGGUGAUCACUCUCAUCGGCAAUGUGCUCGUGAACAGGAAGCUUUGCACGAAGGAGAUGAUGCCAGCCAAUGGCGAUGCCUUACUUGCGCACGAGAAAACUUGGAACCGGGUGCCCCCGAGAGCAGUGGCCAAAGACUCCGACGGAAGAACAUGUCUAAAGAGCUUCUACCAGCACAUACUGGAGACGAAGGCUCUGGUUUCCAUUCUAUUUUCAAUACAUUGUCUGUCGAUGAAAGUUUGUUGAGCAGCUCACGAUCUCUGCGAAAAAGAAAGACACUGUCAGUCGAGGCUGAAGAGCACACGCCCGUGCUUCGAAAACGUUCACGGCAAACAUCGCUCCGCUCUGAGCGUGCGGCCUCGAGGGACCAAGAAUUUGAGAGCACUGAGGCGACAGGUGAUGGUGCCGCUGAAGAAUCGCCCGUUCGGACGCGAUCGCGGCGUGGACGCCCAGUGAUUAAAGAAAGAUGCCAUGUGGUAUCAAAACAGUUUGAAAAACUCGUCGUCAGUUUCAAUCUGCCACCAAGCAAGCUCUCUAAAGUCGUCAGCUCCCACCAGCGGUCACGUACUCGGGCCAGAAGGACCCCGAAGCCGCCGACGGUCAUCCAGGAACCGCAAGCUCAUUUUGCUCCUAUCACAACCACCACGCCUUAUAUUUCCCCAUUUUACUCUUUUACCGACCGUGAGAUGGACGAAUCAAAAACCAAACCAUAUGGUGGUAUCUUGUCUGAAGCUGAUGCCGAUACCACCAAGACUCUUCCAGCACAACUUGACCGAGAACGAUUUGAGGUAGCUCGACAGAAGGCCGAAGAAGAAUGGCAAAGAAGGGUGAAAGAAGCCGAGGAUAACGGAGAAGCUGUUCAAAGUGCCUCGCAGAAGGUUUCAGGUCCUCCAUCCAAAAUCAAAUAUAUCAAUUUUGGCGGCUAUGAGAUUGAGACCUGGUACGCGGCACCAUAUCCGGAAGAAUACAGUCGCAACCGAGUACUCUAUAUUUGUGAGUUCUGCUUGAAAUACAUGAAUUCGGAUUUCGUUGCGUGGCGUCACCGGCUCAAGUGUCCUGCCAAACACCCACCGGGCGAUGAGAUCUACCGCGAAAGCUCCAUCUCGAUAUUCGAAGUGGAUGGGCGGAAGCAUCCGGUCUAUUGUCAAAACCUGUGCUUGCUAGCCAAGUUGUUCUUGGGCUCCAAGACACUUUAUUACGAUGUCGAGCCGUUUUUGUUCUACGUCAUGACGGAAUUCGACGACUUGGGCUGUCACUUCGUCGGUUAUUUCAGCAAAGAAAAACGACCCAGUUCAGCAAACAACGUUUCUUGUAUUCUCACAUUGCCAAUUCACCAGCGAAAGGGCUACGGGAACCUCCUUAUCGACUUCUCCUAUCUUCUGACCCGCAUUGAAGGCAAGACCGGUUCCCCGGAGAAACCGCUUUCUGAUAUGGGUUUGGUAUCUUAUCGGAACUACUGGCGACUGAUAUUAUCAUAUCACCUACGUGAUCAGAAGGGCACGCUUAGCAUUGCGGACCUGUCUGAGCGGACAGGAAUGACCGCAGACGACAUUGUGUCUGGGUUGGAAGGGUUGCGUGCGCUCGUCAGAGACCCUAUUACCAAGACCUACGCAUUACGUCUUGACUAUAAGUACUUUGACGAAUGUGUACGGAACUGGGAGAGCAAAGGCUACGUUCAGCUCAAUCCGGAUGCACUGGUCUGGACACCGUAUAUUAUGGGCCGAAGCAACCAGUCACAUUUCGAUCGUGCACCAUUGCACGCCGUCGCUCCACGAGAAGGCUUGGAAGAUGAAGGUGAGGCAGGGGCAUCGUCAGUCAAUGAUGAUAACUCAGUGGAGCUAUCAAAAACAAAGGAUGGUUCCAUCCCGGCAGCGAAUGGAGCUGGAGAUGAGACUGCGUCAGCAAGCUUCUUAUCCAGUGCUAACGGUCUCCAUCCGCUGUCUACUGCCCCUGAGGGUUCAAGCACUCCGGCAGAGACUACAACAGAGAAUAACCCUGCCGUGGGGAUACCGCCGACGCGGUUUGAGAUUUGGCCCCCUAUCCAGGCGCCCGUGUUUAAACGACGCCCUGGUCGACCGUUUGGCAGCAAGAAUUCGUACAAUCGUGGCUACUUUAUUACUCCAACAACGGCUCGAACAGUUGGCCGUGGCACACCUAGGAAAGCAAGCACGUUGACGUCGGAGACUCCAACGGCUAAUCCGUCGAGUGCCCGUCGCGGUCGCAGCGCAAUUUUCGCGGAUUCUCCCGCAGCAGAAUCGGCAGAUGCGAAGGCCAACGGGGACGAGGUAGAUCAACGACAACCAGUGGAGGAAACAGCCGGCGAAGGACGGCAGGGAACCGGUCCCCUUCCAGACGCACCGGCAGAAACCAAAACGAAGGACACGAAUUAUGCUGAAGGUGGUGGAGAGUCGAUCGGAACUAAUGGCACGAACCAUGCAGAUAGCUCUGUGGAAAAUGCAAAAACGCCCGAGGCUAACCCCCCAGAGACUCCAAGGGGAAGGAGCUCGGAAACCAAGUCCAAACUGCCUAGGUCGGGUAAUCGGAAACCGGCCUUCUUGGAAAAGGUCUCGGUCGUCAUUUCUUCUGCGGAGAAGCCCAAUGUCUCAGGUGAGAACAGGGUUAAUGGGACCGACAUUAAUAGAAACGCGUGA
Aspergillus chevalieri is the source of this 3228-nucleotide messenger RNA. Its product is annotated as putative histone acetyltransferase. NCBI's taxonomy places the organism in Eukaryota, Fungi, Ascomycota, Eurotiomycetes, Eurotiales, Aspergillaceae. Gene Ontology annotation, biological process: regulation of DNA-templated transcription. The coding region runs from base 1 to 3228 and encodes 1075 amino acids. The record is from RefSeq and is a predicted model, not a curated record. Gene Ontology annotation, molecular function: histone acetyltransferase activity. The transcript has 4 exons.